This is a messenger RNA of Nasonia vitripennis (jewel wasp), 10832 nucleotides long. It is a transcript of the gene beta-Spec, whose product is annotated as spectrin beta chain. The record is from RefSeq and is a predicted model, not a curated record. The transcript has 23 exons. Gene Ontology annotation, molecular function: actin filament binding; phospholipid binding; structural constituent of cytoskeleton. Gene Ontology annotation, cellular component: plasma membrane; cell projection; cell junction. The coding region runs from base 545 to 7729 and encodes 2394 amino acids. Lineage: Eukaryota; Metazoa; Arthropoda; Insecta; Hymenoptera; Pteromalidae. Gene Ontology annotation, biological process: actin cytoskeleton organization; neuron development.
AGGCUCAGUCGCGCGCCGGUCGCGAAUGUGUGCUAACGCGUGUGAGAACAGAGAAGCCUCGACGAGCCAGAUAGUGUGAGACUGAGAGAGAGAGAGAGAUAGCGAGAGAAGGAAGGAUCGACUGUGUGUGCGCGCACGCGUAAAUGUAGAGGAAGGGCACAUCGGAGCUUAGCACAGGAGUCGGCUCGGAGCAGCAGUAGUACAAGCCGAGAGGAGCUACCCGGGCCGCGAGAGCGCAGUGUGUUAUAACGUCGCGCCGAUUGUGCGGUGAUUUGAUAUCGUAGUUGUUUGUGUGGUGUCCAGCCGCGGAGAGCAGGCGGUUCUCUGAUUUAGUGAAGUGCGUUUUAUGCUGGUUGCGGGGCGAAGCGGCACCGCGGGCUCUUCCUAUUCCAGGGUGAGUAGCAGUCAUGAUCAAUCACGUCUAUUAAACUCUCCAGAUCUUGAUUGCCCUUAAAGACUGGAAGGUGCUUGAGCUGUUGGGCCAGGUGAGGGCGGCGGCGGCGGCGGUGGUCGCGGCUACAACGACAACAACAACGGCAACAAAAUGACGACCGACAUCUCGGUGCAACGCACGGGCUGGGACCCGACGCUCCAGCAAGAGAUAGUCGACGAGUACGAAUACGAUGGAGGCAACUCCAGCUCGAGGCUUUUCGAACGCUCGCGUAUCAAAGCACUAGCCGGCGAGCGUGAAUUGGUUCAGAAGAAAACCUUCCAAAAAUGGGUGAACUCGCACCUGGUGCGUUGCUCGUCGCGCAUCGGCGACCUGUACGUCGACCUGCGCGACGGCAAGAUGCUGAUCAAGCUUCUGGAAAUCCUCUCUGGGGAGCGUCUGCCCCGACCAACCAAGGGCAAGAUGCGUAUCCACUGCCUCGAGAACGUCGACAAGGCCCUGCAGUUCUUGCGCGAGCAGCGCGUCCAUCUCGAGAACAUGGGCUCUCACGACAUCGUCGACGGAAAUCCACGUCUGACCCUCGGUCUUAUCUGGACGAUAAUCCUGCGCUUCCAGAUCCAAGACAUCACCAUCGAGGAGACCGAUAACCAGGAAACCAAGAGCGCCAAGGAUGCUCUGCUACUCUGGUGCCAGAUGAAGACUGCUGGCUACCACAACGUCAACGUUCGAAACUUCACGACCUCGUGGAGGGACGGCUUGGCCUUCAACGCCAUCAUUCACAAGCACAGACCCGAUCUUAUACAGUUUGACAAGUUGUCCAAGAGCAACGCUAUUUACAAUCUUAACAACGCUUUUAAUGUGGCCGAGGACAAGCUGGGCCUGACCAAACUUCUCGAUGCCGAGGAUAUCUUCGUCGAUCAUCCGGAUGAGAAGUCCAUCAUCACCUAUGUCGUCACGUACUAUCACUAUUUCUCCAAGAUGAAGCAGGAAACCGUACAAGGCAAGAGGAUAGGCAAAGUUGUAGGAAUUGCAAUGGAGAAUGACCGCAUGAUCCGCGAGUACGAAAGUCUGACCAGCGACUUGCUCAAGUGGAUCGAGUCGACCAUCACGGCUCUAGGCGAUCGUCAGUUUGCCAACUCUCUGCUGGGUGUCCAGUCUCAGCUAUCACAAUUCUCCAACUACCGCACCGUCGAGAAGCCGCCCAAAUUCGUAGAGAAGGGUAACCUCGAGGUGUUGCUGUUCACGCUUCAGUCCAAGAUGCGCGCGAACAACCAGAAGCCUUAUACGCCCAAAGAAGGCAAGAUGAUAUCCGACAUCAACAAGGCCUGGGAACGAUUGGAGAAGGCCGAGCACGAGAGGGAGCUCGCUCUCAGAGAGGAGCUUAUUAGACAGGAAAAACUUGAUCAACUUGCUGCCAGAUUCAACAGGAAGGCCAGCAUGAGGGAAACCUGGCUGUCUGAGAACCAGCGACUCGUGUCGCAGGACAAUUUCGGCUUCGAUCUGGCAGCGGUGGAAGCUGCAGCGAAGAAGCACGAGGCUAUCGAGACCGACAUCUUCGCUUACGAAGAGCGCGUUCAGGCCGUCAUGGCGGUCUCGCAAGAGCUGGAGACCGAGAACUACCACGAUAUCGAGCGUAUCAACGCGCGCAAGGAUAACGUGCUUCGUCUCUGGAAUUACCUGCUGGAGCUGCUCAGAGCUCGCCGAUCUAGACUAGAGUUGUCGCUGCAGCUGCAGCAGAACUUCCAGGAGAUGCUCUACAUCCUGGAUAGCAUGGAAGAGAUCAAGAUGAGACUCCUUACUGAUGACUACGGCAAACAUCUUAUGGGUGUCGAAGAUUUGCUGCAAAAGCACUCGCUUGUGGAGGCUGACAUCAACGUACUUGGAGAGAGGGUCAAAGCCGUUGUACAGCAGAGCCAGAGAUUCCUUGAACAGGAUGAAGGCUACAGGCCAUGCGAUCCAACUAUAAUUGUCGAGCGCGUACAGCAGCUCGAAGAUGCCUACGCCGAACUCGUUCGUCUGGCUGUUGAACGUCGUGCUCGCCUCGAGGAGUCGCGCAAACUGUGGCAGUUCUACUGGGAUAUGGCUGAUGAGGAGAACUGGAUCAAGGAGAAGGAACAGAUUGUCUCGACUGGUGAUAUCGGUCACGAUCUCACUACCGUCAAUCUUCUAUUGUCCAAGCACAAAGCUCUCGAGAAUGAAAUUCAAUCGCACGAGCCGCAGCUCAUGUCUGUUGUAUCUGUGGGAGAUGAAUUAGUUCGCCAACAACACUUUGGAUCCGAUAGAAUCCAAGAGAGAUUGCAGGAAAUCCUUACGAUGUGGAAUCACCUAUUGGACUUGGCUGCGUUCAGAAGAAAGCGUCUCGAAGAGGCCGUUGAUUACCAUCAAUUGUUUGCUGAUGCCGAGGAUAUCGACGUCUGGAUGCUGGAUACCAGAAAGUUGGUAUCAUCUGAAGACGUUGGCAGAGAUGAGGCUAAUGUACAGUCGCUUCUCAAGAAGCACAAGGACGUGUCCGAUGAGCUUAAGAACUAUGCCAGCGCGGUAGAGCAGCUACAUCAACAAUUAGGACAAUUAGGUGAACAAGAUGCCAAGUCGCCUAAGGUGGUCGAGAGACUUGCAAAGAUCGACGAGAGCUACAAGGAAUUACAAGAAAUGGCUAAGUUGAGGAAGCAGAGGCUGCUUGAUGCUCUGUCCCUCUACAAACUGUUCAGCGAGGCUGAUGGCGUUGAACAAUGGAUUGGAGAGAAGAACAGGAUGCUGGAUACAAUGGUUCCAGCUAAGGAUAUUGAAGAUGUUGAGAUCAUGAAGCAUCGUUAUGAUGGAUUCGACAAGGAAAUGAACGCUAAUGCUUCACGCGUUGCAGUUGUCAAUCAAUUGGCGAGACAACUGCUGCAUGUCGAGCAUCCCAACAGUAAGCAAAUCGUCCAGCGCCAGAACGAGCUCAACCAGAAAUGGGCGGAGCUCCGUGAGAAGGCCGAGUCCAAGCGCGAAGCCCUCAACUCUGCUCAUGGCGUCCAAACCUUCCACAUUGAGUGUCGCGAAACCGUGUCAUGGAUCGAGGAUAAGAAGCGUAUCCUCCAGCAAACCGACAGCCUCGAGAUGGAUCUCACGGGAGUUAUGACUCUGCAGCGUCGUCUCAGUGGCAUGGAGCGCGAUCUCGCCGCCAUCCAGGCUAAACUUGAUGCUCUCGAAAAGGAAGCUCAGCUUAUCGAGCAAGAUCACCCAGAGGAAGCUGCCGUCAUCAGAGAGAGGAUUACGCAGAUCCACACCAUUUGGGAGCAGCUUACUCAGAUGCUCAAGGAGAGAGACGCCAAGCUCGAAGAAGCUGGUGAUCUUCACCGCUUCUUGCGAGAUCUUGACCACUUCCAGGCUUGGCUUACCAAGACUCAGACCGACGUGGCUAGCGAGGAUGAACCCAUCAGUCUUGCCGACGCAGAGAAGUUACUGACUCAGCACCAGAACAUCAAGGAGGAGAUCGAUAAUUACACCGAUGACUACCAGAAGAUGAUGGAGUACGGUGAGAAGCUGACUAGUGAAGCUGGAGAUGGCGACACUCAGUACAUGUUCUUGCGCGAGAGAUUGAAUGCCCUCAAGAUGGGAUGGGAGGAGUUGCACCAGAUGUGGGCCAACAGACAAAAUCUGCUCUCCAACUCGCUCAACUACCAGGUCUUCGACCGCGAUGCUCGCCAGGCUGAGGUUCUUCUCUCCCAGCAGGAGCAUAUCCUUGCCAAGGACGAGACUCCAACCAACUUCGAACAGGCUGAAAAUAUGAUCAAACGCCACGAGGCCUUUAUGACCACGAUGGACGCCAAUGACGAGAAGAUCAAUUCCGUCGAGCAGUUUGCCGCUCGUCUCGUUGACGACGGUCACUUCGCCGCCGAUAAGAUCAAGAAGAAGGCCGAGUCCAUUUACGAGCGUCGCAAGGCCAACCGUGAAAAGGCUCAGCAACUACUGGACAAGCUUCGCGAUCAACAGCAGCUGCAGCUCUUCCUUCAGGAUUGCGAGGAACUUAGCGAAUGGAUUCAGGAGAAACACAUCGUUGCCCAGGAUGAAACCUACAGAAGCGCCAAGACCGUACACAGCAAAUGGACUAGACAUCAGGCCUUUGAAGCUGAAAUCGCCAGUAACAAGGAUAGGUUGCAGCAAUUACAGGCUGCCGCUGAUGAGCUUCUCCAGCAGAAGCCUGAGCUUUCUGAAAUUAUCCAGCCUAAAGUCUCUGAACUCGCAGAUCAAUUCGAGGAACUCGAAACUACAACGCACGAUAAGGGCAAGAGACUGUUCGACGCUAACCGUGAGGUUCUUAUCCACCAGACUUGCGAUGAUAUCGAUUCUUGGAUGAACGAACUAGAGAAGCAGAUUGAAAGCACCGACACCGGCUCCGACUUGGCUUCUGUUAACAUCCUCAUGCAGAAGCAGCAGAUGAUUGAGACCCAGAUGGCGGUUAAGGCUCGCCAGGUCACUGAGCUUGAUAAACAGGCCGAACAUCUUCAGCAGACGGUGCCUGACGACAAGAUGGAGGAGAUCAAAUGCAAAAAGGAGAAGGUGGCCCAAAGAUUUGAGCAGCUCAAGGCGCCACUUAACGACCGCCAGCGACAACUCGAGAAGAAGAAGGAAGCCUUUCAAUUCAGGCGCGAUGUUGAGGAUGAGAAGCUUUGGAUCGCCGAGAAGAUGCCGCAGGCUACUAGCAAGGAAUUUGGAAACUCGCUCUUCAAUGUGCACAUGCUGAAGAAGAAGAACCAAUCUUUGAGGACGGAAAUCGACAACCAUGAGCCACGCAUCAAUCUUGUCUGCAACAACGGACAGAAGUUAAUCGACGAGGGACACGAAGACAGCGAGGAAUUCAACAAGCUCAUUUCAGAACUGAACGAGAAGUGGAAGGAACUGAAGGACGCUGUAGACGAGAGGAAUGCACACCUUGCCCAGAACGAAAAAGCUCAGCAGUACUUCUUCGAUGCCACGGAGGCUGAGUCCUGGAUGAGCGAGCAGGAACUUUACAUGAUGGUAGAGGAUCGUGGCAAGGACGAAAUCUCCGCCCAGAAUCUUAUGAAGAAGCACGAAGGUUUAGAACAUGCCGUUGAAGACUACGCCGAGACCAUUAGACAGUUGGGAGAAACCUCUAGACAGCUUAUUAGUGACCAACAUCCUCUGGCCGACCAGAUCGCUGUCAAACAGUCGCAGGUCGAUAAGCUGUACGCCGGCUUGAAAGAUCUCGCCGGAGAACGCCGCGCCAAACUCGAAGAAGCAUUACAGCUAUUCAUCCUACACCGUGAGGUUGACGACCUGGAACAAUGGAUCGCUGAACGCGAACUUGUUGCUGGCAGUCACGAGCUUGGACAGGAUUACGACCAUGUCACAUUGCUCUGGGAAAGAUUCAAGGAGUUUGCUCGUGAUACAGAGGCUAUUGGUUCUGAAAGGGUGGCUGCUGUUAACGGCAUCGCUGACUCGCUCAUAGCCGCCGGACAUUCGGAUGCAGCUACCAUUGCCGAAUGGAAGGAUGGAUUAAACGAAGUCUGGCAAGAUCUGUUGGAGUUGAUCGAGACACGCACGCAGAUGCUCGCCGCUAGCCGCGAGCUGCACAAAUUCUUCCAUGACUGCAAGGACGUUCUUGGUCGCAUCUUAGAGAAGCAGAAUGCCAUGUCAGAUGAGCUUGGACGCGAUGCUGGUUCCGUUUCCGCACUUCAGCGUAAACAUGGCAAUUUCAUCCAAGAUCUGUCCACCUUACAGAGCCAGGUCUCGCAGAUUCAGGAAGAAUCAGCUAAAUUGCAAGCAAGCUAUGCUGGCGACAAGGCCCGGGAGAUCACAAACCGUGAAGCGGAGGUUGUGGCUGCCUGGAAUAAUCUGCAAUCGCUCUGUGAGGCACGAAAGACAAAACUAGAGGAUACCGGAGAUUUGUUCAGAUUCUUCAACAUGGUAAGGACGCUUAUGAUUUGGAUGGACGACGUAGUCAGACAAAUGAACACUAGCGAGAAGCCGAGAGAUGUGAGUGGAGUAGAAUUGUUGAUGAACAACCACCAAAGUUUGAAGGCAGAGAUCGACACAAGGGAAGAUAAUCUACUGAGUUGUAUUAACUUGGGCAAAGACUUGUUAGCCAGAAAUCAUUAUGCCAGCUCACAGAUCAAGGAAAAACUCACAGCCUUAACAGACCACAGAAAUGCGUUGUUGCAUCGUUGGGAAGAACGCUGGGAAAAUCUACAGCUCAUCUUGGAAGUUUACCAAUUCGCAAGAGAUGCUGCGGUUGCGGAGGCUUGGUUAAUUGCACAAGAACCAUACCUUAUGAGUCAAGAACUUGGACACACAAUCGACGAGGUAGAAAACCUCAUAAAGAAGCACGAGGCAUUUGAAAAAUCGGCAGCUGCACAAGAAGAAAGAUUCAGUGCCUUGCAACGUCUGACAACGUUCGAACUGAGAGAAUUGAAGAGACGAGAACAAGAAAGGGAAGAGGAAGAAAGGCGCAAAAAGGAAGAAGCAGCCGCUGCGGAAGCUGCAAGACUAGCCAAAGCAACUCCAGUCGCUAGUCCAGAAGAACCAUCAGGCGAAAGAGCGGAGACGGAUGGUGCUCAAAGCAGAGAGCGCGACGAUGAUCACGCGGCACAGCGUAAAUCUUCCACGCAAACAACGCAGGCUCAAGAGAAGCCCAAGGAAGUGCAUGCUCAGAGAAGCGAGCGGAGACAAGUCCCGGCUGAGUUUCCCAUAUCACAAUCACCAUCCUCGUCGAAGCAGCGAACCUCACCCUCCGCCCCUACAACGCCGAGGGCAGGCUCGGAGUCGGGCACGCUGAGGCGCAAGGACCGCAGUCGCAGCAAGUCGCCCUUCAGGAGCUUCCGCUGGAAGAAGACGGCCAAGUCGCCGAGUCUGGAUCGCAGUGGCGCGAGUGACGACGAGUACGAAGCGCGAAGCCCGAGCGACGACGAAUUCGAGGGUACGCUGGUGCGCAAGCACGAGUGGGAGAGCACAACGAAGAAGGCGUCCAAUCGUUCCUGGGACAAGGUUUACAUGGUCGUCAGGGGGCAGACCCUCGUCGCCUACAAGGACCAAAAGUCAUGCAAAUCGACGCCUGAACAGCUCUACAAGGGCGAGUCGCCUCUUGAUCUCAAGGGUGCGACCGUUAUCGUCGCCAGUGAUUAUACUAAGAAGAAACAUGUCUUCCGCGUUAAGACGCAGAGCGGAGCCGACUUCCUGUUCCAGGCCAAAGACGACGCCGAGAUGAACGAGUGGGUGUCGGUGCUGAACCAGGCAGCCCAGGGCGCCUCCGUAGCCGGUACGUCGCGGGCACAUACGCUGCCCGCGCCUACCCAGGCUGAGACCAAGCGACGCAGCUUCUUUACUCUCAAGAAAAACUAAACUAGAGCAGUGAAGUUUGGCGAGAGAGAAAGAAAUAGAGCUGAAACCGCCCACACACCCGAUGUGUGAGAGACGACGCAAGAAGAAAACCUACACUCAAACACCCAAUUACACGAAUAAACAUCCUAACGCAAACAAACAAAAAUUACACACUUGCGAACCUUCAAAGAAAACGAAGAAGAAUAUUUCGUCGCUCUACUUGGAUAAAGCAACGCUAAUAAACGAGUGAGAAGGUGAAAAGAAGAUAAAUGGAUGUCCCCCUUCGAGCGCGAACUCGAGCGCGCAUACAUAACAUUAACAUUAGAGAACGAAAGAACGAAAGAGGAUAGAGCAUCAGCAGCCAUCGCCGUGCGGCAAAAUGCUGUGAGGGGGUCGUCGUGUUUUACGCAAAGUAAUCGCUGCAGUAGAGAAACAAUACGAGAUAAGGCAGAAAUGUAAUGUUUAAAACGAAAAAAAAAAUAAUGAAAAUUUAAUAAUGUCCCAAGUUAGUGCGAACGAUUUUUCUACUUAGGCGAGAAAGCGAAGAAAAAAUAACUAAUGUCCCGCCUCCGUCGUCGUCGUGUCCCACCUGUAAUCUGUCUCUUCAGCAUCAUCGACAUAUAUUGUAAUACAAGCAUGAAUAAUUAUAUACAUUGUGUGGAACUGCGAAUAUCCCAUCGGCGAUGCAUGAAUUUUAACACACCAAAAGUACUACAAAGUAGUAGGUAUAGGGACUGUCUGUCAUGUUUUUUUCCCUUGUCCAGAUUAUUGUAUAAUUAUUAUAUAUAUAUUAUGUUAUUAUUAUAUUAUUUAUCAAAUGACGACACAAAGUAAAUAAUGAAGAAAAAAGGAACGUGUAACAGUCUAUUUAGAUUCGGGCGUUGAUUUUUUCACAUACGCUAAUAAAAUUCAUAUUAGCAUACGUUGAGAUGCAACGGCUAAAGUCGGCUGGACUGUUUUUUAUUGUGUACGCAGCUAAUUUAUUGAUAAUGAUGUAUUACACUCCUCUUUGUAACCUACUAUCCUCUUUGACGACUUUUUUUAAAACAAAACCACAGUGUCUAUUUUAUUUGAAAAACGAAGCUAAGCGAAGCUUAUGAAUUUUGUAAACGACUUGGAAAACUAGCCCCGAAUGUUCUUUUAUACUGAUUUUUUAGAUUUGCUAAAUUAUGUUUAUUGUCCAAUUAUGUAAGAACUGCUUGCGCAGACUGUACUCAGUUGCUCAUUUUUUUACAUGAAAACGAAAAAGAGGCGACGAUAAUUGCGUUUUUUAUUCGCGGUGAGUCGUUAAAUGUUUACAAAGUCAAAGAAAUCGCGCAAAAGUGAAGAUAAAAAUGUUGCGCAUGAAAAAAAACUAAAAUCACAUGUAUCUUUUACUUUUUAAAAACCGUUGACUUUGACAGGAUUCUUUUUUUAUGUGCACUGCCCAGAAUGAAAUUACGUAUUUUUCUCUUAUGUCGGCGAUCAUUGACUGCCAUAUGUAUUUUUAUUAUGAGCUUAGCUGCGCUAACUUGGGAUAAUGUAUGAGAUAUAGCUUUUAACGAUUGUUAAAGUCGUAUUGUCUUGAGAGGGAGAGUAGAGAAGGAAAGAGAGAGUAAAAAGAUGUUUAACCUGUAACGAUUAAAGAAAAAAGAGUUUCCUCCCAUAUGAACCCAAAUUAUUAAUAACAUUAAUUAAAUGAACAUAAACAAAUCGAGGCAAAAUGCAUAUACAUAUAUAUUUAAUUCUCUAAAGGCUUUUGACAAACAUGCAAAAGCUUUAUACACUUAGAUAAGUAACGCGAAUUGUGCGAUCCUCGCCAAAUCGAAUCGUGUAGUAUAUUUGCGAAUUGUAUUCGUUUUUCCUUUUUUUGUAACUGUAAAAUUUUCUUUAAGAAAAAAUGUUUUAAGAAUUUAACUUUCGAAUAUUUAAAAAAAUACUCUAGCUGCAAUAUAACGUCGUUUAUACAUACAUAAUAAAAAUAAAAAAAUGUCUCAGCUUUUAUUUCCUUGAUGAGUAUGAUGAAUGAUGGUGUAUGUCAUAUCUUGGAGAAAUUAAUGAAAAGGAUCGAGCGUCGUAUUAUUCGAAGAGUCAGACGUUGUUUAGAAGAUAAUAAUAAAAAGAGAAAGAAAGGAAAAUUACAAGGAAAAAAAGAAAUUCUUGUACUAUGAGAGACUUGUACAUAAAAUAUAUGUGAAUCUCUAUUGCACAAGAAUACUGUCAAGAGACAGCAGAGGCAGCUUAUACAUGUUAUUAUAUAUAUUCUUUAUUUUAAACUAUUUUAAAUCUGCUCUAUCUGCGCGGGUAUAUAUUACAUAUAUAUAUAUAUAUAUAUAUAUAUAUAUAUAUGUGUGUGUGACAUUUGAUUUAAGUCUAAAAGGUUGCAUCGCUUAAAUUAAAUACAAAUUUAUAAUAUCAAUUAUCGCUGUGCUUUUCCUUCACUUUUAAUUUUUCUUUUACGUAUAGUUUAUGAAUAUUAUGUUAUACAUUUAACGGUAAGAAUGUAUAAGUGAUAAACAGACAGAUGAAUCGACUAUUAUAAUAAUAAUAUACGAUAGUAAAAAACUUUUAGACGACUCCUCUUUCAUUUUCUAUAAAACAUAUUGCGUAUUAAAAGACGCUUGUUGGUCAGUUUCUCUGAAUGAAUGUAUUCUAGUUCAUCUUCUCUCUCAUUGUCCAAAAAAAUGCUAAUAAAAUAAUACAAGAAAAAAAAUCAAAUUUCAAAUUUCAUCGCGCGCGUUUAGAAAUAAUAUCAAAUACAUACAUCAACGUAGAUAAAAUUGAAUAUUUAAGAAUGCGAUACGUAUUUUUAAGUUUACAUACACAUACAAUCGUCAGCAAUUUAAAAAAGAGCUGUUUUAAAUGUUCCGCUUGCUAUAAUUGUGACAUGUGAAAAAGAAUAAAGAAUCCAUAGAAAAAAUAAAUGUAAAACAAAGGAAAGAAGAGAGAAAACUGCCAGUGGAUGAAAGAAGAAUUUCGACCAUGAACUUGAUUAGCUUAAUAUAUUUAUAGAUCUAGUCUCGAGUUGUUAAAAAAAAUAGAAACUGCGGAGGCUGGAUUUACUUUUAAGAAAUAAAAUCUGUCAUCAAGAGAAAAAUCAAAUGCGACUUACUGCUAUAAUAAAUCGUUGUUGGAACAAUUUCAA